UCAGCAUCUCUCCUGAGCCAGCGAGGGAGUUGCGCUCUCACCAUGUUGGGGAUUGAAAGAUGCUUAAAAUGAUAAAGCAGCACAGGAGUGAAAUUUAAAAUAAAUUCUGCCAGAAAUGGAUGGAUGUGAUGGAUAAACCUAAACUUUGGACGAGUGGGACUGUUUGUUCUUUCUGAGUCUGUCUCAAAAGGGAAUCAGCCUGACUGACUCUGCACCACCAACAUGCCAGUCCUGGACCAAGAACCCUCCAAAGAUUUAGGGGGCGGAGAUGGGCUUCCUAAGCUGCCACUUCCCGCCCUGAAGGACACUCUGGAGGUGUACCUGAGGUGUGUGAAGCACCUGCUCACAGAGGAGCAGUUCAACAAGACCCAAAAUAUAGUGAAGCAGUUUGGAGCCCCUGGAGGGGUGGGGGAGCUACUGCAGAGCAAGCUCAUGGAGAGAAGACAGAACAAGGCGAACUGGGUGUAUGACUAUUGGCUGAAUGACAUGUACCUGAACAACAGACUGGCUCUGCCCGUCAACUCCAGUCCUGUGAUGGUCUUCCCACAGCAGAACUUCAAGGCUCCCAUCGACUCUUUACGGUUUGCUGCACACUUAAUUUCUGGAGUUUUGGAAUACAAGACUCUUCUUGAUGCACAUGCCCUGCCUGUGGACUACGCCCGGGGCCAGCUUGCUGGAACCCCUCUGUGUAUGGAGCAGUACUAUCGCCUCUUCACUUCCUACCGCUUACCGGGGCCUGAGAGGGACACACUAGUGGCCCAGGAGAGUAGUGUGAUGCCAGAACCUGAACACAUCAUUGUGGCUUGUAAAAACCAGUUCUUUGUGCUGGAUGUGGUGAUCAACUUCCGCCGACUGAAUGAAAGAGACCUGCUGACUCAGCUGGAGAAGAUUGCCAGAAUGGCUGACAUCGAGGAAGAACAGCUCCCACCUAUUGGUCUUCUCACUUCAGAUGGGCGGACAGAGUGGGCCGAGGCUCGUAGUGCGCUAAUGAGAGAGUCUACUAACAGGGACUCUCUGGACAUGAUCGAGCGUUGUCUCUGUCUGGUCUGUCUUGAUGAUGCCACUGGGCCUGAGCUAAGUGACACCACACGUGCCAUGCUGAUGCUACAUGGCGGAGGAGCAGCCAAGAAUGGGGGAAACCGCUGGUAUGACAAACCCAUGCAGUUUGUCGUAGGAGCUGACGGCUGCUGCGGAGUCGUGUGCGAACACUCAGCGUUUGAAGGAAUUGUCCUUGUGCAGUGCACAGAGUAUCUACUCAAAUACAUGAUUGGCAGCCCAUCAAAGCUGGUCAGGGCUGCAAGUGUGAGCGAGCUGCCUGCACCACGUAGACUCCGCUGGAAAUGUACUCCAGAGAUUCACAAACUCCUCGCCUCUUCUGCUGACAAACUACAGAGGCUGGUGAAAAAUCUGGACAUGAAUGUCCAUAAAUUCUACGACUAUGGGAAAGAGUUCAUCAAGAAACAAAAAAUGAGUCCAGAUGCCUACAUCCAGGUUGCCCUGCAGUUAGCCUACUACCGAUGUCAUGGCAGACCGGUGUCGACCUAUGAGAGUGCUUCCAUAAGGCGUUUUAAGGAGGGUAGAGUGGACAACAUCCGCUCAGCCACACCAGAAGCCCUGGCCUUUGUCAAAGCAAUGACUAAUGGGGAACAGAGCACAUGCGAUAAAGAAAAGAUGGAGAUGUUACGAGGUGCUAUCUCCGCGCAGACAAAGUAUACUAUUCUGGCUAUUACAGGGAUGGCGAUAGACAAUCACUUACUGGGACUACGUGAAAUUGCACAUGACCUGAAGAUAGAGAAGCCAGAAAUAUUCAAAGACGAAGCCCAUCUCAUCAGCAAUCAGUUCAUUCUCUCCACAAGUCAGGUUCCUACUACUGUCGAGAUGUUCUGCUGCUACGGACCCGUGCUUCCAAACGGAUAUGGAGCGUGCUACAACCCUCAGUCCAACCACAUUAUCUUCUCUGUGUCCAGUUUCCGCGAGAGCCCGGAGACAAGUUCAGCAGAAUUUGUCAAGUGUCUGGUGCAGGGACUCCUGGACAUGAGGGAUCUGUGCAAUAAAUGUAACUCCGGCUCCAACGCGGCCGCGCAGAGACAGGGUCAGACACUGGAGACGCACACGCAAACAGACACAAACUGGCAAAGCAAAACACUGCAGACAUCAGCUGACCUUACCAAGAAUCAGCAAACGCUGCCACAGGUUCUGCUGAAGACACCAGACCAGACUAAAGUGGAGGCUCAAACCCAGACUUCAUCACAGGGAGAGGCACAAGCUUUAAAGAAUGGGAGUAAAUCAUAGGAAACUGUGAAAAUUAUGGCGGUGAGAUUUUAAAUGUGUGUUUUUGUGCUGCAACAAUGUAUUCCUCUUGAGUCAUUCACAAAAUAUAAACUGUAACUGUGAUACAAAAUGUUACGUAAAGCUGUUUACUGUAUUGUAAUAUGUAUCAAGUGCUGAAGAGAAUCUAAUUAUUCUUAUAGAGCAUUAGAGGUGUGUAGUUGUUGUAGAGGUUUUUCUGCUGUUGUCACAAAAAAAAUCUAAUAUACAACAGUAAUUAAAAUGUAUGUCACAAUGGGAACUGUACUUAGGUAAAAAUACAAGCCAAAUUUGUGCUUUUGAUUGUUAUUUUGCACUAAAUUGAGGUGAAUCAGCCAAAGAAAAAAGAAUAGACGUUUGGUGACGACCAGUGCUACAGUUGAGGUUAUCACUUUGUCCAUGAAGUCUGUAAGUCAGUUUGACAUUGCAAUCUGUGAGUGAUGAUAAAUGGCUGAUUGUCUCACUAUAUGUCAACUUGCGAAUCGCAUGCUGCUAUUAAAUGAUUUUAUGAAGAUUAUGGUACAUUGUAAAACUAGAGUCUUCUAUGCAAUUUCCAUUUGUGUUGAGUUUAUUGUACCAACAAUACAUGUGGUAUUACUAAAAAUGUCUGUAUCCUUUCAUCAAAUCAUUAGACAUUUAGUUCAUACUGUAUUGUAUUUAAGAAACAAAAAGCAACUGAACCACAUGUUAAAGGGAUACUAUUUAGUUUAACAAAGAAUGUUAAGUGUGAUCAAAACUGUGUAUUUGUAAAUCUAUAAGCAGAAUAUAUCAUAUAUAUUACAUAUAUAUAUAUUACAUAUUAAGUUCUUUAUUUUUGUAUGAUAUAAUGUUACAGGGUGUUUAUGUAAUGUUUGAAAAGUAAGUACAUGAAACUUACAAACCAGAGGUGAUCACUGUGUCUAUUACUGUCCAAGUAUUGUAUCUAUAAAUUGCUGUUGAAAAUUAAACUAAAAGAAAAGGAACUAAGAUGUAUGUUCAUUUUGAUGUUGCAUAUACCAUGUUUGAGCUAAAAAAAAAAAAAAAAUCUACUCUGGUUGUGUUUUAUGAAAAAUAUAACGAUAACCACAUAUUCAGGUAGUAAAGCAACUGGAGUAGCUUCAUAUAAUGACAUGUAAUAAAAUAAAUAAUCCACAUAAUAA
Messenger RNA from Dicentrarchus labrax (European seabass), 3446 nucleotides. RefSeq names its product choline O-acetyltransferase a (gene chata). Gene Ontology annotation, molecular function: choline O-acetyltransferase activity. Gene Ontology annotation, biological process: acetylcholine biosynthetic process; neuromuscular synaptic transmission. Gene Ontology annotation, cellular component: cytoplasm; neuron projection. The transcript is spliced from 15 exons. Bases 223 to 2292 code for a protein of 689 amino acids. The record is from RefSeq and is a predicted model, not a curated record. Lineage: Eukaryota; Metazoa; Chordata; Actinopteri; Moronidae.